AUGACGUCUUCUGGCAAACCUACGAAGACAGAUGCCUUGUUAUCAUUAUCUCCUUCGAAUAUACAAGUAACUGUCUCAGCUGCUAGUGAUGAUGAUAGUGAUACACUCUCUUCUGGCCAAGACGUGGUCGCUAGUGACGCACCAGGUCGUCACUUUACGGCCUUGACACGCACCGCGUCCUCCCUACGCUCUCCAUCCUCAAUCUUUCGCUCGUCUUUUGUGCCUGAUUUUGUUUUGGAUGGACCAAGUUGGAAAGCCGCUAGUCGUCACGCAGCACCGUCAUGUCAUUUACCUCAAUCUACGCCUCAAACCAACGUCGUCCUACAGACUCAUUUGUUUCCAAGCGACUUGUAUUCCGGUGCUCGGUUCUCUCGUUUUGAGAUUGAAGAAGCGUCACGACAACGUAAUGGGACAACGUUAUUGGACUGGCUCAAGAGCAAAGGACGCAAUCCAUUCUCCACAGCCAUGCGGAAACAAGAACAAAAGGAAAAGGAUCGAGAAACACAUGCCAAGGCACAACAUCGAGAAUCAUUUAGCUAUGACUUUUUUGAAUCUCGUGUCAACAUGCAACACGAUCAAGACCAGACGGAAGGCGCCAUUCGGUCACUGAAUAUUGCGCGCUGGUUCAUGACUGUUCUUAUGGGUCUGGGCACGGCUUUAGUUGCGUGUUGCGUGUUUUGUCGAAUUCUGGACAUCGUUAUUGUCAACAUUUCUGUAGGAUUCGUAUCGAUAGCAAGCUACUGUGUUGCUAUUCUUUGGCCAGUUGCUGAUGGAUCUGGUAUCUCGGAGAUCAAAGCGACAUUGAAUGGGAUCAAGAUCCACCGUGUUGUGCGUCUGAAAACGCUGUUUUGCAAGGCGUUAUCACAAGGCAAGUUCUCAAGCUUUGGAGUGGAUACGAGCUGGACCAAGUUCAAGGGCUUCCGUAACGACAAAGUGAAGCGUGAUUCCAUCUCGCAUGGCGCUGCUGUUGGCGUGGCAGCUGCAUUUGGUGCUCCCAUUGGUUGUGUUCUGUUUGCACUUGAGGAGGGUGCCUCCUUCUAG
Molecule: messenger RNA, 1041 nt
Organism: Peronospora belbahrii
Lineage: Eukaryota; Oomycota; Peronosporomycetes; Peronosporales; Peronosporaceae
Source: the annotation of a GenBank genome assembly